AUGACUCUUUCAAAGACAGCACCCACUGUUUCUCCCGACAGCAGGCUAUUCAAGCCUAUCCAAGUUGGGGAUGCCAAGCUCGACCACCGAAUUGUCAUGGCACCUUUAACUCGUUACCGCAAUGACGAGAACAAUGUUGCUAAGCCUUUUGUAGAGCGAUACUACUCCGAGAGAGCCUCAGCUCCAGGUACUCUCGUGAUCUCAGAAGCUACUGGUGUCUCAAUGCAGGACACUGGUAUGCCUCAUGGUCCUGCUUUUGUCACAGAUGAUCAAGUCGCCGCUUGGAAGAAGGUCAUCGCUGGUGUUCAUGAGAAGAAGUCCUUCUGGGCCCAGCAAAUCUGGGGUCAAGGACGUGCUUCAGAUCCUGAAUACAUCAAGCAGCGUGGAUACAAGUACCGCUCCUCCAGCGCUGUGCCUAUCGAGGAGGGUGCUCCUGCUCCUGAAGCUAUGAGCGAGGAGGAGAUUCAGCAAUUCAUUCGAGACAUGGUUGCCACUGCUCGACGAGUCGUCGAUGCUGGUGGUGAUAUUGUUGAGGUUCACGGUGCACACGGAUACCUCAUCGACCAAUUCACAUCCGACUCUAUCAACAAGCGUACCGACAAGUGGGGUGGUUCCGUCGAGAACCGCGCUCGUCUCCUGCUUGAAGUCGUCAAGGCCGUUUCUGCCGAGGUCGGCUCCAAGCGAGUCGCUCUCCGUCUCUCGCCUUAUGCCUCGUUCCAAGGUUCAGAAUCAUCAGACAUCAAGGGACAAUACACAUACAUCAUCAACGAACUCAAGAAGAUUGGUCCCCUCGCCUAUCUUUCUCUAGUCGAAGCCCGUGGUGACCCCGCCAAGCUUCUUGCUCCUGACAACGAUGACUCCACAGAGGCCAAGACCCUCGACUUCAUCCUUGAGAUCUGGAACAACCUCUCGCCUGUUAUGGUCGCUGGUAACUACACUCCCGAGUCCGCCGCCGAGGUUCUUGACGGCCACUACAGCAAGUGGGACGUUCUCGUUGCCUUUGGCCGACACUUUAUCGCCAAUCCUGACUUUGUCUACCGAGUCAAGCACGGCAUCGAGCUGACCAAGUAUGACCGUCACACUUUCUACAUCCGAGGUUCAGAAAUUGGCUAUGUCGAUUAUCCUUUCUCUCAGCAGUAUGUUGAUGAGCAAAGAGCUUGGGCUGUGCAGAACCUGCCUUCCAACCCCAAAUAG
Fusarium coffeatum is the source of this 1194-nucleotide messenger RNA. RefSeq lists its product as uncharacterized. The record is from RefSeq and is a predicted model, not a curated record. The coding region runs from base 1 to 1194 and encodes 397 amino acids. Gene Ontology annotation, molecular function: FMN binding; NADPH dehydrogenase activity. NCBI's taxonomy places the organism in Eukaryota, Fungi, Ascomycota, Sordariomycetes, Hypocreales, Nectriaceae. The transcript has a single exon.